Molecule: messenger RNA, 2376 nt
Organism: Pocillopora verrucosa
Lineage: Eukaryota; Metazoa; Cnidaria; Anthozoa; Scleractinia; Pocilloporidae
Product: electrogenic aspartate/glutamate antiporter SLC25A13, mitochondrial-like
Biological process (GO): aspartate transmembrane transport; malate-aspartate shuttle; L-glutamate transmembrane transport
Molecular function (GO): calcium ion binding; L-glutamate transmembrane transporter activity; L-aspartate transmembrane transporter activity
Source: RefSeq, a predicted model, not a curated record
CCUUGAGGCCAGCCGAUCCAACGGAACUGCGAGCGAUCUUUAAUAAGUAUGCCACUGUGGAACAGGAUGAUGAAAAGUUCAUGACACCAGUGAAUCUGAUCCGAGACUAUCUUGGAAUGCAGAAGGUUGAGGAGUACAAUGAAACAACUUUGAAUCUUCUUGCAGGAUGUGUUGACCAAACUAAAGAUGGCUUGAUCUCAUUUAGUGAAUUCUUGGCAUUUGAGGCCUUACUGUGUAACCCAGGUGCUCAACACAAGAUUGUUUUUCAACUUUUUGAUCUGGAUGGGAAAGGAUCAGUGACAUUUGAUGAGUUUGAAAAUGUUAUCAAGAAGACAACUUUUUUCAGCAAAAUAAAGUUCAACUUCGACACUGAGUUUGUCAAGACAUAUUUUGGGGUUAACAAAAAGGCCCGUAUUCGUUUUGAUGACUUCUCACAUCUGCUACAGGAUUUAGAGAAGGAGUACCAAAGACAGGCAUAUUUUCAAAGUAAAAUGCCAGACGGUGAAAUAACUGCUGUAAAAUUUUCAGAGAUAAUGAAAGUUUUACGAGGACACAAGCUGUCUCCAUUUGUCAGAGAAUACCUUCUCACGGCUGCUAGUGGAGAAGGUGGCCAUCGAGUAAGCUAUGGUUAUUACAGAGCAUUCAAUGUAAUGCUUGAUCAUGCACAAGUUCUCCAUGAUAUGGCAAUAAAGGCUGCAAAAGGGAAUCGCUACAGGGAACUUAAGAAAGCUGACAUGCUACAGGAGGCCAAAGCUGAUGCUGAGAUCACUCCUUUAGUUAUUGAUAUUCUAUUCCAUCUGUGUGACUUGGAACACAGGAGAGGGCGGAUCACAGUGUCAGAUGUGCAUCAGAUUCUUCCGCAUCGGGAUGUAUUUAAAGUUUUCUCCACGGAAAGAAUUGAAGAGGAGCAGAUGAUAACCAAACCCAAAGAUGAAGAAGGGUCAGUCUUAUGGAAAGCUGUAGAGCAAGUUUAUCGGUUUGGCCUCGGUUCUGUGGCUGGAGCUGCUGGAGCGACUGCAGUGUACCCUAUUGAUCUGGUCAAGACAAGAAUGCAGAAUCAGCGAGCAGUGUUGGCUCAAGAGAGACUGUACGCUAACAGUUUUGACUGCUUCCUCAAAGUUAUUAGAAAUGAAGGCCCGCAAGGAUUAUACAGAGGAUUGCUGCCUCAGAUUGUUGGAGUUGCCCCAGAAAAGGCCAUUAAAUUAACGACAAAUGACUUUGUUCGUGACGUGUUUCGCGAUAAAGAUGGAUUCAUAAGCUUGCCUUUUGAGAUCGUAGCUGGUGGAUGUGGAGGAGCUGCUCAGGUUCUGUUCACCAAUCCUCUAGAGAUCGUGAAGAUCAGGUUGCAGGUCGCUGGAGAAGUUGGAGCUACCGGUAAAGACAAGGUGACGGCAUUGAGGGUCAUCAGGGAACUGGGACUGACUGGACUUUACAAGGGUGCACGAGCUUGUUUUUUAAGAGACAUUCCAUUUUCUGGUAUUUAUUUCCCGGCUUACGCUCAUCUGAAGCUUCACUUCAAAGACGAGAAUGGCCAGAUUGGUGCUGGCGGACUUUUUGUCUCUGCAAUGAUGGCUGGAGUUCCUGCAGCAGCCUUAGCAACCCCAGCUGACGUCAUCAAGACUAGAUUACAGGUGAAAGCUCGGUCAGGACAGCAGACAUAUCGAGGGGUGAUUGAUUGUUUCAGGAAAAUACGGAAGGAGGAGGGAGGUAGAGCCUUUUGGAAAGGAGCAGGAGCGCGAGUUUUCAGAUCCUCGCCUCAGUUUGGGGUCACUUUGCUCACGUAUGAAAUUCUCCAAAGAGUGUUUAAAGUGAAUUUUAGCGGAAAAGGAGCAAUAGUGCACGAGGCCUGGAGUGAAAAAAGGUCCUAUAACCCUGACAUCUCAUUACAUCCUGACCACAUCGGUGGCAUGAGAAUGGCUGUGGCCUCGUUUGCAGGCAUUGAAACCAGGUUCGGUUUAUGUUUACCCAAGUUCGCACAUGCAGCAGCAGAGAAAAAAGCUAAAUGAACAUUACUCCGGAGGAAAAGGAUAGAUAGCAGACUUGAACUGAAUCCGUCGAAUCCGAUGAAAAAGAAAUUGCUGAUCAAUUUCAGUCUGUUUGAAGGAGAUUCAAACUCUAAAGAACCUUCCUCAACAUUAACAUUCAAGCCACGCAUGUCGUAAGUGGGUAGCUGUGUGUCUAUUUAAGCUUGGUUGCGCUUGUAACACAGGUGUGGCACCAUUAGUACUUGUUAUUCGCACGUGAGCGCGUAUAUGAAGUCACUUGGAUCGUUAGUGCAUCGUGUAUUUGGCAGAAAGAGCUAAACUAGCAGAUUUGAAUUAAAAGCAGCGUGUAUGAUGCACGAAUUUUGAAAUUUAAUCGUGACAAACAAACCAA